AUGGCCCUCCUCGUCGACAAGCACCGACCGCGCACUCUCGACACGCUCAGCUACCAUCCUGACCUCUCAGAACGGUUGCGCUCUCUGGCAGCCAGCGGCGACUUCCCCCAUCUGCUCAUAUAUGGACCCUCUGGGGCCGGCAAGAAGACUCGCAUCACAGCGACACUACGGGCGCUCUACGGACCUGGCGUAGAGAAGAUCAAGAUUGAUAGCAGAAUCUUCCAGACCACGAGUAACCGCAAGCUUGAAUUCAACAUCGUCUCCUCCAACUACCACCUCGAGAUCACACCUUCCGAUGUCGGCAACUACGAUCGCGUGGUUAUUCAGGACCUGCUCAAAGAAGUGGCACAGACGCAGCAAGUUGAUCUAGCCGCAAAGCAGCGUUUCAAGGUCGUGGUGAUCAACGAGGCGGACCACUUGACCCGUGAUGCGCAGGCCGCGCUGAGAAGGACGAUGGAGAAGUACAGUCCCAACUUGAGAUUGAUCCUGCUGGCGAACAGCACGAGCAACAUCAUUGCCCCAAUUCGCAGUCGAUGUCUGCUUGUGAGAGUCGCGGCGCCGACAGAAGUGGAGAUUGCUGGGGUGCUGGCGAAAAUUGGUAAGAAGGAGGGCUACAAGAACUGUGAGCCGUUGGAGCAGAGGAUAGCGAAAGACAGUGGGAGGAACUUGAGGCGUGCGUUGUUGAUGUUUGAGGCGGUGCAUGCUCAAAAUGACAACGUGAGCGAGAAGACUCCGAUACCACCGCCAGACUGGGAGGCACUCAUCGAUGUCAUCGCUAAAGAAAUUGUCGAAGAGCGAACGCCAGCCCGGAUCCUGCAGGUCCGCGCGAAGCUGUACGACCUGUUGACUCACUGCAUACCUGCUACGGCUGUCCUCAAGACUCUCACCUUCAAGCUCAUGCCCAGAAUUGAUGACAGCUUGAAGGCGGACGUCGUUAAGUGGAGUGCCUUCUACGAGCACAGGAUACGUAUGGGAAGCAAAGUGAUAUUCCAUCUCGAAGCAUUCGUCGCGAAGGUCAUGCGGUUGUACGAAGGUAACCUUCUUGGCAUGGACAUUGAUUUCGAUGACUAG
This is a messenger RNA of Saxophila tyrrhenica, 1071 nucleotides long. It is a transcript of the gene RFC5, whose product is annotated as Replication factor C (RF-C) subunit. NCBI's taxonomy places the organism in Eukaryota, Fungi, Ascomycota, Dothideomycetes, Mycosphaerellales, Extremaceae. Gene Ontology annotation, molecular function: DNA binding; DNA clamp loader activity; ATP hydrolysis activity. The transcript is spliced from 6 exons. The record is from RefSeq and is a predicted model, not a curated record. Gene Ontology annotation, biological process: DNA-templated DNA replication; DNA repair. Gene Ontology annotation, cellular component: Elg1 RFC-like complex; Ctf18 RFC-like complex; Rad17 RFC-like complex. The coding region runs from base 1 to 1071 and encodes 356 amino acids.